Molecule: messenger RNA, 1389 nt
Organism: Penicillium alfredii
Lineage: Eukaryota; Fungi; Ascomycota; Eurotiomycetes; Eurotiales; Aspergillaceae
Product: phosphoesterase superfamily protein
Exons: 2
Coding region: 1-1389 (462 amino acids)
Biological process (GO): phospholipid catabolic process
Molecular function (GO): hydrolase activity, acting on ester bonds
Source: RefSeq, a predicted model, not a curated record
AUGCAUCCAAGCGCCCUUAUUGGUCUGCUUGCCUUCGCGGCAGCAGUCCCUGCGUUGCCUGAGAAGCGCAGUGAAGAUGUCCAUUCGGCGGCGUCUAUCGAGAACUUGAAGAGCAAGAUUAAGAAUGUGGUCAUCCUGGAAAUGGAGAACCGGUCGCUCGACAACGUCCUCGGCGGUCAGAAGCUCAAAGGGUUAGACAAUCCCAUCAACAACGGGCCCUUCUGCAACCCGUACGAUCUCUACGAUCCGUCCAAGGGGGAGGUAUGCAGCGAGGCCAAGGACUAUGACUCCAUUCUUGAUGAUCCGGACCACUCGGUAACCGGCAACAACAUCGAGUUCUACGGUGAAUUCGUCCCAAACAACGCCCAUAUUGCCUCGGGAGAGCUUACCCCGAACCAGAAGGGGUUUGUGCACGAGCAACUGCGCCAGCAUGGAAAUGAUGCCAACAAGACCAACCUGGCGAAACAGGUCAUCAACUACUACACCGAGGAUGAGGUGCCUGUUUUGACCGCACUGGUGCAGAACUACCUGACUUUCAACCAUUGGCACUCGGAUGUCCCCGGGCCCACCAACCCGAACCGCGCCUAUGUUCUCUCCGGGACAUCUGCCGGCCACGGUAUUAAUGACGCGUCUUUCAAUACCGACGUUCACGCGCACAAGCAGCGGUCAAUCUUCCAGCAGCUGGGCGAGACCGGACACACCUGGAAGAACUAUUACACGAACAGGGGAAUGAUCGAUGCUUACUUCUUCGACUGGACCUUCACCAGCGGCAACACCGACAAGGCUCAGCCCCUUGAAAGCUUCUACGCCGAUGCAGCCGCCGGGAAGCUGCCCGAGUUUACGUUCAUCGACCCGUCCUGCUGCGACAGCGGCACCAACUCCAUGCACCCGACGGGCCUGAUCUCCAAAGGUGAGGCUCUGAUCAAGGAUGUGUAUGAUGCGCUACGAGCCAGCCCCCAGUGGGAGGAGACCUUGUUUAUCUUGACGUUCGACGAGACUGGCGGAUUCCACGACCACGUGCCGCCGCCGCUUGCCGUUCGACCCGACAACCUGACCUACACUGAGACUGCGCCCAACGGUCAAAGGUACACGUUUGAAUUCGAUCGCCUUGGGGGGCGUAUCCCAACCCUGUUGAUCUCCCCCUUCGUUGCCAAGGCUCAGGUCGAGCAGAAGGGUAUCAACACUGACGGCGAGACCGUGUCAUACUCGGCUUCGUCAAUCCUCCGCACGCUGGGCUAUCUUUGGGACUUUGAGCCCUUCACCCCGCGUGUACAGGCGGCUGCCUCGUUCGAACAUCUGAUUCAGAGUACGAAGCGCACCGACACGCCUACUGAACUGCCGGUGCCCAAGGCCUUCGAGCGGAAGGUCUUGUCUCGCUUGUCUUUAUAG